Molecule: messenger RNA, 1564 nt
Organism: Owenia fusiformis
Lineage: Eukaryota; Metazoa; Annelida; Polychaeta; Sabellida; Oweniidae
Source: the annotation of a GenBank genome assembly
AAAGCUCUCUUUUAAGAAGUGAAUGUAAAGGGUAAUCUAUUGCAGUUAUGUUAAGUGUCAGCUGCACUACAUACUACAUGAGUGGUUCAUUAUCAACUUUGUGUCAUACAUUCGCAGUAUAGAGUACAAUAGAUUAUCUAAAUAUAUUUAAGAUCCAAGUCUACAUGUAAGUUAACAUAAGCAGUCUUCACCUGCAAACAAAACUACAGCAUGGCAGCCAUAGACCUGGGUGCAGUUACCAAAGAAGUGCAGUCAGUCGUGGAUAGAUAUGGGAAGGAGUACGACUUUAUAGCUGAGGGGUAUGAAACACUGGCCAAGUGCUGGGCAGGAGAUGGGCAAACCACACAGGCAGGACUAACAAUGGUUAGGGAUAUAUCCAUUUUUCUCAGACUUAAAGGACUUGCUGGAUUUCUACAGGCCAUCAAAGAUGAUCCGAAAAUACUGGAGGUCCCUAUAAAAGAUCCUAUUUUCAUAGCGGGGUUUAUGCGUACAGGGUCUACACAUCUCCACAACUUGUUAAACGAAGAUGAGCAUAACUUUUCACCCCCUCUCUGGCAGGUGACGUUCCCUAUACCAAUUCCAGAAAGCAAAGACAUUCCAUCUGAUGAUCCAAGAUUUCUUAGAACAGCACAAUUCUCUGAGCGAUUUAACAGUAUACCAGGUUGGCUACAGAAACACCAGGCGUUCACACCUUCUGCCUUGGAAGAGUGUUUCCCACACAUUGGAAAGACUGGCCUUAUGAAGGAGAUGCUUUUUGCUGGUCAGAACAUGGAUGAUUACAUCACCUGGUAUGAGAACAUUAAUGAGGAGAAAAUGACCAAGAUUUAUCAGUACUACAAGAUAGAACUCCAACUACUGGCCUAUAAACAAGCAAUUGGAAAGACAUACAUUCGCAAAGAUUCUCAGCAUAUGGGAAAUAUGGCUGUCCUGAAAAAUGUCUUCCCUGGGGCGAAAAUAAUCCACACAAUUCGGGAUCCCAUAGAGGUGAUGGGGUCGGUAUGUUCCACCAUGCAUACAGUCACUAUGGGUUACUACAAACCGGAAGAUAUCAGCCUUACAGCGCUAGGUCAAAGAAUGUUGCGUCAUGCCUCUUAUGUCAUUAACAAAUAUAUGGACUAUCGCAUGGCUACAGAUGGACCAGGAAAGACCCAAGCUGAUCUUGUAGAUGUUUACUAUCCAGACAUGGUAGAUGAUUCAAAAGGUACAAUGAGGAAAAUCUAUGACAAGUUUGGAUUGGAGCUUACACAGGAAACGUUGCAGAAUGUUGAGAAAUAUGUUGCAAAGAAUCCUAUUAACAAGCAUGGAAAGCAUAGUUAUAAACUUGCAACUUAUGGCUUAACCGAGGAUGGUGUGAAAAAUGUAUUCAAACGCUAUAUUGAUUACUUUAACAUUCAGUGCUAGAUGUCUAGUUUUAAGAGUUGAACAUCACAUGACACCUUUUAAAAUUAUUUUCUGCAAUCUGCAACAAAUUCACUAUACAGGAAUAGGUUCAUUCUUAAAGUUUCCUUGACAAAGUAGCAGCUACAAAAUCCAAGCAAACAUACAAACAUGAUCAUUUUCACAU